CCCCUCCCCUCCCGGGAUCCCCCGGGGUUCCCCACCCCUCCCGCACCGCUGGGGACCCGGCGGGCCAGGCGCGAGUCCUGCCCGGGGACCCGGCUCGGCCCCAGCUUGGAGGAGCCCGGACCCGCCCUAGGAGCCAUAGCCCAGCGGCGGCUGCAGUCGGGAGAGUCCAUGUUUGUGGUUCUCAAUGGAGAGUGAAAGCACAGAUUCAUAAUGAGAACCAGCCCCCGUCGGCCACUGAUUCUCAAAAGACGGAGGCCGCCCCUUCCUGUGCAAAAUGCCCCAGGUGAAACAUCAGAAGAGGAGCCCAGGAAGCCCCCUGCCCAACAAGAGCCUGGUCAAGCGCAGGCCUCCAAGGAGGUGGCAGAGCCCAACUCUUGCAAGUUUCCAGCUGGGAUCAAGAUUAUUAAUCACCCUACCAUGCCCAACACCCAAGUGGUGGCCAUCCCCAAUAAUGCCGAUAUCCAGAGCAUCAUCACAGCAUUGACCGCCAAAGGAAAAGAGAGUGGCAGCAGUGGGCCGAAUAAAUUCAUCCUCAUCAGCUGUGGGGGAGCCCCUACUCACCCUCCAGGACCCCAGCCUCAAGCCCAAACCAGCAAUGAUCCCAAAAGGACAAAAGUGAUCACUGAGACCCUGGGACCAAAGCCUGCAGCUAGGGAUAUCAAUCCUCCUAGACCAACUGGAGCGCUUCCUGGGCAGAGAUGGGACAGCGGUGGUAUGUGGUCUGGAGGUCAAAGGGCUGGCGGUGAGGCAGCAGGCUGCACUCUCGACAGCAGCUUGACCAACAUCCAGUGGCUUGGGAAGAUGAGUUCUGAUGGGCUGGGCUCCUGCAGCAUCAAGCAAGAGGAGAAGGAGAAUUGCCACUUGGAGCAAAGUCAGAUUAAGGUUGAGGAGUCGCCGGGAGCAUCAGCAUCCUGGCAGGACUCCAUGUCUGAGCGGCCGCCAUACUCUUACAUGGCCAUGAUACAAUUCGCCAUCAACAGUACCGAGAGGAAGCGCAUGACCUUGAAAGACAUCUACACUUGGAUUGAGGACCACUUCCCUUAUUUUAAGCACAUUGCCAAGCCAGGCUGGAAGAAUUCCAUUCGCCACAACCUUUCUCUCCAUGACAUGUUUGUUCGGGAGACAUCUGCCAAUGGCAAGGUCUCCUUUUGGACCAUUCACCCCAGUGCCAAUCGCUACUUGACAUUGGACCAGGUGUUUAAGCCACUGGACCCAGGGUCUCCACAAUCGCCCGAGCACUUGGAAUCACAGCAGCAGAAACGACCCAAUCCUGAGCUCCGCCGGAACGUGACCAUCAAAACUGAACUCCCGCUGGGCGCACGGCGGAAGAUGAAGCCACUGCUACCACGAGUCAGCUCAUACCUGGUGCCCAUCCAGUUCCCGGUGAACCAGUCACUGGUGCUGCAGCCCUCGGUAAAGGUGCCAUUGCCCCUGGCAGCUUCACUCAUGAGCUCAGAGCUUGCCCGCCAUAGCAAGCGAGUCCGCAUUGCCCCCAAGGUGCUGCUGGCUGACGAGGGGGCAGCCCCUCUGCCCACCGCAGGACCAGUGACAGAGGAGGGACUCCUGCUGGGAGAAGGGCUGUCUCCUCUGCUUCCGGUUCAGUCCAUCAAGGAGGAAGAAAUCCAGCCUGGGGAGGAAACACUGCACUUAGGGAGACCCAUCAAAGUAGAGAGCCCGCCCCUGGAAGAGUGGCCCUCGCCGUGCCCAUCUGUCAAAGAGGAACUGUCUCACUCCUGGGAAGAUUCGUCCCACUCUCCCACCCCAAGGGCCAAGAAGUCCUACAGUGGGCUCAAGUCCCCAGCCCGGUGUGUCUCUGAAAUGCUGGUGAUUAAGCGAAGGGAGAGGAGGGAGAUGAGCCGGUCCCGAAGGAAACAGCAUCUACUGCCUCCCUGUCCGGACGAGCCCGAGCUGCUCUUCUCCGAGGGCCCCGGGACUUCCCGACAAGUCCCAGAGUCUGCUCUCCCGGCAGAGUCCUCCGAGCCUGCCUCUCAGCUGGGCUACUCCCAGGAGGAGGGAGGACCUUUUAAGACACCCAGUAAGGAGACGCUGCCCAUCUCCUCCACCCCGAGCAAGUCUGUCCUCCCCAUGACCCCCGAAUCCUGGAGGCUCACACCCCCAGCCAAAGUGCGGGGGCUAGAUUUCAGCCCAGUCCGGACCCCCCAGAGUGCCUUUGGCCCCCUGCCUGACUCCCUGGGGCUGACAGAUCUCAGCACCACCCCACUGAAAAGUAUCCCCCUCUUUGACUCACCCCGAGAGCUCCUCAAUUCUGAGCCCUUUGACCUCACCUCUGACCCCUUCUGCAGCUGCUCCCCCUCACAUAUGGAAGUCCCCAAGCCAGGCUCUCCUGAGCCACAGGUUGCCAGCCUUUCAGCCAACCGUUCUCUGACAGAAGGCCUGGUUCUAGAUACAAUGAAUGACAGCCUCAGUAAGAUCCUGCUGGACAUCAGCUUCCCUGGCCUGGAGGAGGACCCACUGGGCCCUGACGGUGUCAGCUGGGCUCAGUUCAUUCCCGAGCUGCGGUAGAGACGUGACCUUGCCCUCGCUGCUUAAGCUGUCCACUCGUGCUCGUGUGGCUGGGCCGUCCGAGUCCUCUGAGUGGGAACAGCAGGCAGGGGCCGUCCACUCCACUGGCCCCAUUGUGCCUGGUUAUGCCGAGGCAGAUGCCACGCCAUAGCUGCCACUGGGCACUCUGCGAGCAGCGAGGUCCUGGUGACCAAUCUCUGCCACCCUAUGCUCCCCGAGAGAAUCUGACCCCUCACGCUCCCUGCUAGGAACUGAAGGGUGGGAACAGCAAAGACAAGGGUGAAAAGAGAUUAGGAGCUCCCCAAACUGCUUGCAUCUGUGCUUAGCAGUCUCCCACCUUCCCUGCUUCUUGUAGGGUGGCCCUUGUAAAUAGUGUAUAUUCUCCAAAUUAUCCUCUAAUUAUAAAUGUAAGCUUAUUUCCUUAGAUCAUUAUUUAGAGACUGCCAGAAGGUGGGUAGGAUGACAAGGGGUUUCAGUUUGCUUCUGUUCCUUGCUUUGAGUUCCUAGAGAAGGGAGGACCUGCAGUGCAUGGUUUCUUCCAGGCCCAAGGUACCCGCCUCAAGAGUUCUUUACUCUAGGCACCCAGACAAGUGGGUCUGCUUCCAGGGUCCCUCUUAGGACCCCUCCUACCCACCUCCCCGUGUUUCCAAGUCAGCUUUCCUGCAAGAAGAAAUCCUGGUGAAAAGGGCUCUUGUAAUGGGUCAAGAGUUGAAUUUGGGGUGGGGGAACGGGUGCAUCUGAAGCAGAGUGUGGGUCCCAGAUGUAUGCCCAUGAGAUGUUUCUCUGAUAACGUCCCUAAUCAUGCCAGAGAGACUAGCAUUGAUGAGAACUUGGCCCGAGGCUUGAGGAGGCUGGAAGGGCCCUGAUCUGCCUGGCUUCCUUAGCUUGCACCUCAGCUUUGCAAAGAGCCACCUAGGCCCCAGCUGACUGCAUGCGUGUGAGUCAGCUCCAGAACACUACUGUAGCUACCUACUCAAUAAAGUCCAGGGUGGACAUGCUGGUGUC
This is a messenger RNA of Equus caballus (horse), 3528 nucleotides long. RefSeq names its product forkhead box M1 (gene FOXM1). NCBI's taxonomy places the organism in Eukaryota, Metazoa, Chordata, Mammalia, Perissodactyla, Equidae. The record is from RefSeq and is a predicted model, not a curated record. Gene Ontology annotation, biological process: regulation of transcription by RNA polymerase II; regulation of cell population proliferation; G2/M transition of mitotic cell cycle. Gene Ontology annotation, molecular function: RNA polymerase II transcription regulatory region sequence-specific DNA binding; DNA-binding transcription factor activity. Gene Ontology annotation, cellular component: nucleus.